Molecule: messenger RNA, 3443 nt
Organism: Xenopus laevis (African clawed frog)
Lineage: Eukaryota; Metazoa; Chordata; Amphibia; Anura; Pipidae
Gene: psph.L
Product: phosphoserine phosphatase L homeolog
Exons: 7
Coding region: 120-875 (251 amino acids)
Biological process (GO): L-serine biosynthetic process
Cellular component (GO): cytoplasm
Molecular function (GO): L-phosphoserine phosphatase activity; magnesium ion binding
Source: RefSeq, a predicted model, not a curated record
GUGGUGGCGAUAUAACGCUGUCCCUAUCGAAUAUUUCUAGUAGGAGCCCGUGAUAUGCUGUGCUAAACGCCUGCAGUACAGAGGAUAAGCCGGGUUGUACUUGAUUCAACUACUAAUCCAUGUCAGCAAACUUCAGUUUGUGCAAGAAAGUUCCACUCAGAAUGGGCUCCCUCUCUGAGAUGAAGGAAAUAUUCCGCAGCGCAGAUGCAGUUUGCUUUGAUGUGGAUAGCACAGUGAUAAAAGAGGAGGGCAUCGACGAGCUAGCAAAGUUCUGCGGUGUUGGUGAUGCCGUGGCAGAGAUGACACGAAGAGCGAUGGGGGGAUCUCUAACAUUCAGGGCAGCUCUAACAGAGAGACUAGCAUUAAUCCGGCCUUCAAGAGAACAGGUGCAAGCCCUGAUUACUGAACACCCCCCAAGGCUCACAGAGGGAAUAAAGGAACUGGUCUGCAGGUUGCACCAAAGAAAUGUCCAGGUCUUUCUCAUAUCUGGUGGAUUUCAAAGCAUUGUGGAGCAUGUAGCAUCUCAGCUUGACAUCCCUCUGACAAAUGUGUACGCCAACAGACUUAAAUUCUAUUUUAAUGGGGAGUAUGCUGGCUUUGAUGAGACACAGCUAACAGCGGAGUCUGGUGGUAAAGGAAAAGUGAUUGCCCAGCUGAAGGAGAAAUAUGGUUUCAGAAGAAUAAUAAUGAUUGGAGAUGGUGCUACCGACAUGGAAGCCUGCCCUCCUGCUGAUGGCUUCAUUGGGUUUGGAGGCAACGUUACAAGGCAGCAAGUGAAGGAAAAGGCCAAGUGGUAUAUAGAUGACUUUGAGGAGCUCCUGAGAGAAUUGGACAACAACAGCAUCAAAAUGAAUCACAAUGAUAUCAUUUACUAGUUUACAUAGCAGCUAAUAUGUUGCGUUAUUUAGGUUAAGACCAUCAGUUUUGUUCCCGGUAGACCACUCCAAUAUAGGACUAGAUUUUUAUUAUUUUGUAAAAAGGUUAGCCUUAUUUAAAGUGAUUUAGAUGGAAAUAUGCACAAGUUUAUGGGGCAGAUUUAUGAAAAUGUGAGUUUAUAUCUUAAUUAAAAAUUCACCCACGUUCUUCUAAUUCCUAUGGGAUUUUUAGAACCGAUUUUAUUUCAGCGAACUCACCGUUUUUUUUAUCAAACGGUGAGUUCUAACUUUCACCCAUUGAUAAAUACAAUUUAUCAAAGGAAUAAAUAGUGAGUUUUUAUCUAUUAAAAUCUAAACUCACAUUUUAAUAAAUCUGCCCCAUUUUCUUAAUGGCUAAUACCUGCUACAAUUGUAAACUAAAUCACAUCUCGCUGUUAACAAAUUAUAGCUACAAAGUCACCACUGGAAAUGAAGUCCAUAGAACUGAAUGUGUGAUCACCUUACAGGGUGCCUAUAUAAACUUUAUAACAUUUAUAGCUUUGUUUUCCUAACUCAUAUCGACAGUGAAUUAUGUGCAGCAUCAGUUAGGCCAGGGUAACAAUUUGUUAUUUUUUAGAUUUGUAUUUCAUUUAAAAAUUGGCAAACCUUGUUAUAAGUUGUUACUGUGGUGUAGUAAUGGGCGAAUAAAUUCGGCAGGCACGAAUUUGUGGCGAAUUUCGGCACACAUCAGGACGCACAUCAGAAAAGUCGCUCACGUCAGAACCAUUGUGUGUCAACAUUAUUUGGACGACCAUUGACUUUAAUGCCGGCGUCAAAAUUGACGCAAGCUUCAUAAUUGCAAAGUUUUCAUUUCCCAAAUUUUCGCCAUUUCGUGGGAAAUUCUGAAUUUUUUCGACAAAGCGAAACGGGACAAAUUCGCCCAUCACUACUGAGCUGUUAACUGAGUGUUGCUGCCUACUCCAUUUCCACACACAUAUAUAUAGAAAGAAUUUUAAUUCUGCAUUUUAAAAUGCAGACAAUAGUGGAUUUUGCAACUGUCUUCAUGGCACUUCUUCCCACAGAUUCCCAUAAACAAUCAUAAUCCCAGCCAUACAAGGUGCAACACAUGUUUCUCACACACAUAUUUUUUUUUAAACAAGUAUAAACACUACCAGUCCUCCAUCCCACAUGCUUGUUUAGCUGUGACCCCUGACAAUGGUGCCUUUCAUCCCUAAGGUUUUCAGUUCAUGUCAUGUCACACUUUUUUUUAAUUACAAUCGUAAGUUCAAGAGAAGAACGUAUUCUUUUGCAAUGUUUACUUUUUAUUAGUAAGGUUUCCUUUCAAAGAUCUUUCUAAAAAGGAUCUAUUAAGUUUACUUGUGUUUUGAUGUAAGAGGUGAGUACCGUGCUGUAUCUCCUUUUAAAAACUGUUUAACAGUAAAGCACCUUUUUCCUGCAUGUUAGCAGGGAGCACUUCCAGAAAGUGUUACAGUAUUGUUUGACUGAAAACACUCUUUUAGACAAAGACUCUUAGAUGACAACUAUUAGCAAAUGUAUAACUGCCUGACUAAGCAUUUUGAAAUUUUCUUUUGAAUAAGACAACAUAAUAGUGACCUUUGAUACUGCUGAAUGACCACCUCAGCAUUCACAGAGCUGAAUAUGCUAGGUAUGUACAUGACUGAUAUUCUUUAAACCUCAUAGUAAUUGGCUGCUGUAAAGGAAGUGUUUAUUGGACAUAUCAGUAACCCACAAGGAUGAUCAGAGUCAGUUCCUCUCUUGUCAAUAUUUUACACCAUAUCUUAACAAAUUAUACUAUACUAUACUAUACUAUAUAGUUGUGUAGUAGAAAAAGGGCAAACUUAUCUCUGCUCUGAAGAGGUUUAAAUGUACCAAGUAUAGCAUUUAAAAUAUUAUUAUGGGAUAACUCCUUUCAGUAGGAAUCAGAUUGCUGCUGACAGCACUUCAAACCGAUAUCCUUAUAUGGAUCAAAAGACAGGAUUGUUGGAACUGCCUCUUAACUUUCUCUUGGUUAAUUAUCAGCAUUUUGAGUGAAAUGAUCUUCUCUUUAUUCAGCAUGCCUGUCUGGUCUUAACUCUUUGCUGCAGCCAAUUUCUAUGUAAGAUUAAAUGACCCCUGUUCCACUAUAGCAUAGGCUGAUUAGUAUAACUAUGCAAAUGCAGAAUUCAAGCAAGUGAUUUGACUAUUUUUUUAUGACAAUCCAUUUAUAUUUGCCUCACAGAGGCAGCCCCCUAGGUGCAUUUUUGAGCAAGGAGGGUAUUUGCUAUGGCCCCCAUUCCUUGGCGGAGCAUACACUGGCAGAACUUGCCCUUGGUAAAGGUAAAAAUAAUAAUAAUUGAAUUAUUCUGUACUGUAUAUUAUAACUAUUUUGUUUAAGUAACAUAUAGUUGUGAAAAGAAAAUUUACUCACCUGAAUUAAUGGCCUUUAUGCAUUAAUUUAACCUAAACUGUGAUCUGAUAAGACAGAAAGCGUUCCAUCUUCUAUUGAACAUGCUGAUCCAACAGUCAUAAAUGUUUGUUUGACGUAGAUGUUUAAUAAAUCUUAUUUCCAAAUAAAGACUUUGAUAUCAA